Molecule: messenger RNA, 1464 nt
Organism: Penicillium soppii
Lineage: Eukaryota; Fungi; Ascomycota; Eurotiomycetes; Eurotiales; Aspergillaceae
Product: putative flavin dependent monooxygenase
Exons: 2
Coding region: 1-1464 (487 amino acids)
Molecular function (GO): flavin adenine dinucleotide binding; NADP binding; N,N-dimethylaniline monooxygenase activity
Source: RefSeq, a predicted model, not a curated record
AUGAAAAUCACACACCCUGUUCGGCGAGUAGCUGUGAUUGGCGCAGGGCCCUCUGGUCUUGCUGCAGUCAAAUAUCUUUUCGCCGAAAACCAUUUUGAUCGAAUUGAUGUCUUUGAGCAAAGAAGCUCUGUGGGAGGAGUUUGGAACUACAGUCCAAGUACAUCGAAAAACGGGCUGUCAACAGCUGUCCCGCAUCUAAACCCCCAUGAGCCAGUGGAGAAGCCGAUAUGGCGGACUAUAGACCAGAAUGAAGUCAAACGGGAGGCAACCUUCAUUUCUCCGCUAUAUGAUCGUUUGGAAACCAAUAUCCCGAAAGAGCUGAUGCGUUAUUCGGAUCAAGCAUGGCCAGCAGAUGCACAACUCUUCCCUAAGCAUGCAACGGUGAAACAAUACCUCGAAGACUAUGCUGAAGACAUCAAGAGUCACAUUCAGUUUGAGACUCAAGUUCUGGACGUGAAGCUCCAGGAUGCAGCUCUAAGUACCUGGAAUAUUACAACCCGGGACCUUCAAACCGGAAUGGACACAAUUGGCACUUAUGAUGCUGUGGUAGUUGCAAGUGGUCACUUCAACGUCCCUUAUGUUCCAGACAUUACAGGAAUAAAAGACUGGGAUGCAUUUUAUCCUGGGGCGAUAUCUCAUUCCAAAUUUUACGACUCCCCAGAACAGUUUGAAGGGAAGAAAGUGGUCGUGGUGGGAAGUUCUGCUUCCGGCCUUGACAUUGGCGCCCAGAUCAACGAAUAUAGCAAAGGCAGUUUGAUAGUCUCUCAACGAUCAGAAUCUUUGAUGGCUGCACCCUCAACAGACGGUAAAAUCAUAUGCCCGGAGAUCGUUGAGUUCCUUCCUCCAGUAACUUAUGACAGAGGUAUACGGUUUGCAGAUGGCCGUAUUGAGGAACAUGUGGCUGCCGUCGUUUUUUGUACUGGAUAUUUCUAUUCAUAUCCUUUCUUGUCGUCACUCAGCCCACCGGCCGUGACACACGGAUGGAGAACGAUGAACGUCUACCAGCAAUUGUUCUACAUAGAACACCCCACGCUCGUGUUUCCUGUGCUCUCGCAGCGGGUAAUCCCAUUCGCUAUGGCAGAGAAUCAUGCUGCUGUCUUCUCUCGUGUUUGGUCGGCUCGACUCACACUUCCAUCAAAGGACGAGAUGAAAGCAUGGGAAAUUGCCGAAAUUGAGGCCAAAGGAGAUGGAAAACAAUUUCACUUGCUUCCAUAUCCCAUGGAUGCAGAUUAUCUCAAUUUUCUAUAUCACUGGGCAGCAAGGGCCACACCGAGACCUGGAUUGUCUAAAAACGGGCAAGGUAAACUUGGUACUUGGUGGGGUGAGCGGGAAAGGUGGAUGCGAGCCCUUUUCCCGGAUAUUCGGCGCGCGUUUGUACAGCGAGGCAAUGAACGGAGCGAAAUCAAGACUUUAGCAGAACUUGGGUUUGUUUUUGAAGAGUGGAAAGAACAAGAGAAACUUUGA